Striga asiatica is the source of this 348-nucleotide messenger RNA. Lineage: Eukaryota; Viridiplantae; Streptophyta; Magnoliopsida; Lamiales; Orobanchaceae. The record is from the annotation of a GenBank genome assembly.
AUGCACUUAAAUUAUCCACCUCCUAAAACCCUCACGGCCACCCAGUUCACCUUUCCUGGCCAAAAUCUCCUCCCCGACUCUUCCGCCAGCGUGGAAGCUUCCGGCGCGACCCUCCUCACUAACAACACCGUCGAAUUUUGUAGUCGAAAGCCUCUAAGCGGGGCGCUUUGGCCUGACAAACUCCGCCAUGAAUGGAAACCGAAGUCGACACCUCCUCGCCGUAGAGCUCAACGUGAUCUGGAAUCUGGAUUUAGCGACCUGGACAACAACCACGUUGGCGUGGAUCUGAACUCAACAAAAUUGGCAGCGGCUGCCGCCAACGCCGGAUAUUGGGAAGGGGCGACAUGA